This is a messenger RNA of Aplysia californica (California sea hare), 1507 nucleotides long. RefSeq names its product proteasomal ATPase-associated factor 1. The record is from RefSeq and is a predicted model, not a curated record. The transcript is spliced from 11 exons. Gene Ontology annotation, molecular function: protein binding. Lineage: Eukaryota; Metazoa; Mollusca; Gastropoda; Aplysiida; Aplysiidae. Bases 70 to 1278 code for a protein of 402 amino acids.
ACUUUCGUUUUCUGUACAACAAGCAUCUUUUUGAAGAGUCAAGGCAGGUGUUUGGUUUGUAGGCCCGGAAUGGAAAUAAUGGCAACGCCAAGCAAUAGACUUAUUUUACAAAGCGAUUGGGACAGCGCAGUGAGAGAGAGGAAUGGAAAAGCCUGGGUUUCGUUCAAAUCAGCAACACCCCCUAGUGAGUAUUCUGAAGUGUGUGGUCACGGUCGAUCUCCUGAAGGUUUACCAUAUCUGACCACAAAGGAUGAGCAGUUUUCAGUUUCUGAUAUCACAAAGAAAAGUGUUGUUAUCGCCUACAAUGGGGAAACAGCAAGUUUGUCAAGGAAGUUUGUUGCUCCAACCAUCACAUUCUCAGCCAUUCACAACCCAAACAAGCAGGUGACAGGUCUGGACACCUCAUCAGGUGGUUUGGGCGUGUCCAGUGACUCUGAGGGAAACUUGAGACUGUGGCAGACAGACACAGGAGAAGUACGGAGAAAGCUUGAGGGACACGUGGGUGAUGUCUACACCUGCCGAUUUUUCCCCUCGGGUAUUGUGGUGCUCUCAGCUGGUUCUGAUAUGAUGGUCAAGGUGUGGUCAGUGGAGACUGGAGCCUGUGCAGCCACUAUGACGGGUCACAAGGCAGCAAUUCUAGACACAGCAAUUGUAGAUCGAGGUCGAAAUGUGAUAACAACAAGUCGAGAUGGAACUGCCAAGUUGUGGGAUGUUGGGCAGCAACAGUGCCUGACGACGUUUGAGGAACUCAGAGGGGAUGUCAACUGCUGCUCUCUUGGCUCUCCAGAAAACUCCAUUGAUCUUGGACCAGCAAACAAUGCCCUGAGUGAUCGAGAGGUCUCCACAGAUGGGAAGAUGCUACUCCUGGGAUGUGAGAACAGAUCUGUGCAGGGCUUCGGCUUGCAGUCCCGGGAACAGAUAUUUUGCCUAAACUGCGACUCUGCUGUAAAUGCGUGCACGUUUGUCUCUGAAGUGUUUGCUGUGUGCGGGACACAAGAAGGACGCGUCUAUGUUCUUGACCUCAGAAAUACCAGCACCCCACUAACCAGCUGGAAGGAGUCGCGGGGUCCAGUGCUGUCCCUUCUGGCCCACAAAGGAGGAUUUUUUGUCUCUACUGGUGACGGUUCUUGUUUCCAUGUCAGUGAUGAUUGGGCCACAAGCACAGAACUUACUGGUUCAGAUUGUGACCCUUUGUACAAAGUGUGCAGCGAUGGCACCAGUAUCUACACAGCAUGUCGGGACGGGGCAAUCCGCAGAUAUAGUCUGACCUAUCUGUAAACUUACUGAGGAUGCAUUUGAUUGGUUUUAUGAUUUUCAGUGCUGUCUUUGAAAAUUGAUGCUAUUUUCUUGUGACAUUAAUGUUGACAGCUGCACAAUAUCGGUAUCAGUUAGUUAAAGCUCAUCAUACUUCAGCUAUCUUUUGUACCAUUCAUAGUCUCCCCUGCUACAAUAAAUAUAUGCCUUUGUCAGUUUGUUUUUUGGAUUAAAUGUUUGAAAACUAAACAGA